Trichomonas vaginalis G3 is the source of this 1269-nucleotide messenger RNA. RefSeq names its product CLN3 protein family. The record is from RefSeq and is a predicted model, not a curated record. Gene Ontology annotation, cellular component: membrane. NCBI's taxonomy places the organism in Eukaryota, Parabasalia, Trichomonadida, Trichomonadidae. The transcript has a single exon. The coding region runs from base 1 to 1269 and encodes 422 amino acids.
AUGACGAGUGGAGCAGUUGAUGUAUACGGCAAUCCAGUCGAAGCCCCGGCGCUUGAACAAACUCCUGAUAAUAUGGAGCCAGUUGAAACCCAACCAUCCUCAAAGAAAUGGAGAAUUAUUAAUUACAUUGGAAUGUUGCUUAUUGGUUUAAUUAACAAUCUUCCAUACUGGGUUGCUUAUGCUAAUGCCCAGGCUGUCUGUACUCAUUUUAAUAAAGACGGCUACAUCGGUGCUGUAUCUUGGGGAAUUGUUAUUUUAUCAAUCUUUGCUACAAUUGGCAAUGCUUUUCUCACAAGUAAAAACGUUUCUUACAACAUUAGAUCAAUAAUUAACGGUGCAUUUAUGUUUGUUGGUCUUAUUGGUACAGCAGUUUCGCCAAACAUCUUCGUAGCUAUUCUUUUCAUAUCAUUUGUCGGUGUUUCAUCCGACUUUGGCGAGGGUGUUAUGCUUGGAUAUUUUGCAUCACUUGAUAACGAUGCCUUACUUGGCGCAUGGGGUAUUGGAACUGGCCUUUCUGGUGUUUGUGGAGCUGGUUAUUCCCUUAUCUGUCAAAAAUUCAAAGUUUUCUACUUUUUAUCCUUCAUUUGCAUGGCUCCAGCAGGAAUUUUAUAUCCUCUUAUCUUCUACUUCAUGCUCAGAAAUCCAAACGUCGAUACUUCAAAGCCAAAAGAAGAAGAACAAGAAAAACUUGAAGAUAUCGAGAAAAUUGAAAGAGACGACGAAGAUGAAAACAGCGAAGACAAAGUACCUUUCUGCUCAUGCUCAAACUGGUACAAGUCUCUUCGUUUUAUAUUGAACAAUCUCGCAAUGUUCUGCUUCCAAUAUGUUUCUCUCAUUUGUCUUACAGACUGCUCAAUGACGAAGCAGCAGAGAAUUGAUGAACCAUUCAUUUUCGGCUACUUCUCCCUUGGCUAUCAAUGUGGUGGUCUUAUUGGCCGCUCAAUCAAGAAAUGGUUCCUAAUUAAGAAAUUAGAAAUAACAACUGCAAUUACCGGUGUUCUUUUUGUCAUCAUGCUCGUCAAUUCCAUUGUAGUAUUCAUUGCGCCAAUAUACAUGCUCAUUCCAUUGUUCCUAAUCGGAUUCUUCGGCGCAAUCAGUUACAUGUCAGUAUUUGCCGUCAUCAUGGAAGUCCCGAAUACAACUCAAAAGGAGCGCGAAAUCAUUACAAACUAUGCUUCUGUUUUUAUCGGAGGCUCAAUUCAAGUUUCGUCGCUGAUUACUUUGCUAUUACAAAAUGUAAUCAUCAAGAAGCAAUGUAAUAGACAGUAA